This is a messenger RNA of Lasiodiplodia theobromae, 1530 nucleotides long. Its product is annotated as MFS transporter. The coding region runs from base 1 to 1530 and encodes 509 amino acids. Gene Ontology annotation, cellular component: membrane. NCBI's taxonomy places the organism in Eukaryota, Fungi, Ascomycota, Dothideomycetes, Botryosphaeriales, Botryosphaeriaceae. Gene Ontology annotation, biological process: transmembrane transport. The record is from RefSeq and is a predicted model, not a curated record. Gene Ontology annotation, molecular function: transmembrane transporter activity. The transcript has 4 exons.
AUGGCAGACGACAAAGAACCGGCAGUCAAAGACACCCCGACUCCUUCGCAGAGCGUCAUUGCGGAGUUCCACGAUGGGACAGAAGAGGGAAAGAAAGCCUUCCUCGCAACCUUCUCUGCCGCUGAGGACAAAGCUAUCAUGCGAAAGAUCGACUACAUGAACGCAGCAAACGUGAAGGUGUUGCAGGUCGGGCAGCCCUCGAACGUCUUGAACGAGUUGAAAAUGUCUGCCAAUCAAUACAAUUGGGUUCAAUCUAUCUACUUUAUCAGUUACAUCAUCUUCGAAGUACCGAGCAAUCUGGUCAUGAAGAAAGCCCUUCCACGCAACUGGCAGACGCGGAUCAUCCUUUCGUGGGGCAUAGUCUUAGCAUGCCACGCAGCUGUCAAGAAUAAAGAGGGGCUAUAUGCCGCACGCUGGUUCCUUGGGAUGAUGGAGGCAGGCAUGUUCCCCGGUCUCGCCGUUCAGCUUGCCUCAUGGUAUAGAACAGACGAAUAUGGCAAGCCCAUCAUGUGGAUGUUUGGCUUUCAGAAUACUUCUGGGAUUGUUGGUUCACUGCUGGCAUACGGUAUCAGCUACAUGAACGGUCUCGGUGGUCUGUCCGCUUGGCGAUGGGUCUACCUCCUCGAAGGCCUCUUCACCAUCCUCUUCGCCGGCGUCGUCUACCUCGUCCUCCCAGACUACCCCAAAUCCCCUCGCUCCCGCAGCUGGCUCACGCCCCGCGAGCAAGAAUACCUCGAAACGCGCCUCGCCACCAACGCUCCCAAAACGGCGGACCCGGCCUUCUCCUCGCACGAGAUCGCCGCCGCCCUCCGCGACCCGCGCACCUACGCCUUCAUGCUCGCGCAGUUCCUGACAAACUUCGCCGGCUACGCUCUGCAGUGGCAGCUGCCGACCAUCACGACGGACCUCGGCUUCGCGGGCCUGCCGCGCAACCAGCUGCUCAACAUGCCGCCCGCGCUCGGGUCGGUGCUGGCGAUCAUUGUCGCGGGAUGGCUGCUCAAGCAUGCGUGGCUCAGCCGCCCGCUGCUCAUCGCGCUCAUCGGCGCGUGCGAGCUCGUGUUUUUCGUGUUGCUGGCGGCGUUGGAGGAUAAGGCUGCCGUCUACGCGUCUUGUGUGUUAGGAACGCUCUUCUAUAGCGUUUGGUUCAUCCCGUUUUGGGCGUGGCGCAGCGCGACGCUCGAUCAGGGCGCGACGGGCAGCGCGUUCAGCCUCGCUUUCCAGAAUUGCGUCGGCCAGGUUGGCGGCGUCAUCGGGCCGCAGCUUUUUCAGAGCAGGUACGCGGCGGAUGGGUAUAAGAUCCCGUUUGCGAUUUGUGCGGGGGCGGUGGGGGGAGCGUGGUUGGCGGGCCUUUGGGGGUGGUGGUUGACGAGGGAUUUGGAGGGGAGGGUUAGGAGGGUGAGGAGGUUGAGAAUUAAGGCGGAGAAGGAGGGGGUGGUUUAUGCGGAUGGUGAUGGUGAUGAGGAGGUGGGGAGUGGGAGUGGGAGUGAGGGAAGGGCCGCUGGUGGGAGGGGGGAGAAGGAGGGGGUUUGA